UACUCUCUCGUCCGUGUUUAGACUGGAAUUGUAACUUUCCCGCGCUCGCUUCACCACCACCUUUCGCGGCCUUGCUAAGGUGUACGAUUUCAUGAGCCACCAAUGGAACGAGCCGGCCAACUACGGCGCUGGUCAAUUCGGGCAGUGUGAUGGUACCGAGAGUACCUGGCAUGGCGUUUACAACGGCUCGACGUUCCACCAAGGUCAGAAGCACCCCCUCCCACCCAGCCUGCCGGAUCGAGAAGCAACUGCACGCCGCACGCGAGCACGUCGCACGGUGCGGCAAAGUCUAUCUCCAUCAACAACAAAAUGGCCACCCUGGCCACCUUGUUCACCCGAGCUUAGGAUGCGCCACCGUUGCCAACUCGUCCACGAGGACCCCCUGCUUUCUUGGCGCUCAGGCAUGGCGCAAUGGACACACCUACUUUUGUUUCCUUCGGUUUCCACCUCUUUGACAUCUCAACGUCGGCAUCGUCAUCGUGUUCAUCCACCAUGCUAUUUCACUUUGCUUCACCGUUGAACAAGAGGCGGAUACUGUCGCAGCGCUUUUCGGACGUCUAUUGCUCCCUUGCGAAUCCAACGUUGGCAGCUGCUGGCGAUCUUCUGGCCCAGUCUCGGUGAGCGCGUUUCUCGAAAGAGAUCAACCCUCCUUGGUGAUGGAUUCCGCACGGCUACUACAUCCCGUGGCCCAAGGACUGUGGAGAGUUGGGCCGAUGGCCGA
Tilletiaria anomala UBC 951 is the source of this 721-nucleotide messenger RNA. RefSeq lists its product as uncharacterized. The record is from RefSeq and is a predicted model, not a curated record. NCBI's taxonomy places the organism in Eukaryota, Fungi, Basidiomycota, Exobasidiomycetes, Georgefischeriales, Tilletiariaceae. The transcript is spliced from 2 exons. The coding region runs from base 92 to 520 and encodes 142 amino acids.